AAUCCUGCACGAGGGUGUGUGUGUGUGUGUAUGAAAGCGAAAGGAGAAGAUAUGAGCGCAGCAGCACCAUCUUUGGAGGAGCUUCUCUCUGGUGUUUCGAGGAAAACUGCAGAUGCACCGGGAGGAGGGCCGGGAAGGCUCGGGCCCCCACCAGAAGAGGAAGAAAACUUUGACGAGGUGGAGGAGACGGUGAUCGAACGAUUGGUGGGACUGACAGAGAUGGUGCCUGACCCGCUGUGGAACGUGGGGGAGAAGGGGUUGAGAGUGGUCAGUGUGGUUGGUGCGGCGGUCUGCGUGGGUGUUGGGAACCUCUCUUGCUCUGCUGGCUCUCCCUCCGUUCAUAGAACAGCAGAGACUAGAGUACGAGGAGAUGCAGAACAUGCAGAAGAAGCAGUUGAUGUUGGGUCAAGGAGCUCCUGGUGCACCGUUCGCUCCACCUUCUAGAUAGUGCCGCCCUCCAUCCAGUGGUACAUUUCUAAAUAGUGCCCACCCUGCAUCCAGGAACCGUCAUAAUUAUAAAGCCCACCUUGAACCUAUAAUUAUAGCAGCUAUUAUCAGUAUGCAUCAUGCAUCCACAUUAUUGAUGCAUCUUGAUCCUAUCCUUGAUCUUUGCAACAAAUUCUGAACACGGUGCAUGUUGGU
Geodia barretti is the source of this 642-nucleotide messenger RNA. NCBI's taxonomy places the organism in Eukaryota, Metazoa, Porifera, Demospongiae, Tetractinellida, Geodiidae. The record is from the annotation of a GenBank genome assembly.